ACACAGGGAACUAUGAUAACUCUUCUUCACAAGGGAAGUGUAGCUUCCAAGAAGAAGAGAACAGGAAUUUUGGGUUAGCUAUUUGGACAGCAAGCUGUUCAGAUGACACUUGAAGAAUUAAAAUCGUGAAUGAAAGAAGCCUUCACACCCAUAAGGAUUUAUUUGAGGACAUGCCUUGAAGCAAGACUCAGUGGAUUGAGAAAUGCUCCGAGAAUAGCAGGCAUAACAGUCCCUUGUAUAUUUUCGGAAUUAGAGGAAACAAUGUAAGGCAGGUCACUAGGUUAAGAAGGCAGGAGAAGCAGAGUGGGGGAAAUCUCGGGGGCAGGAUGAAAAACAAGAUGGAGAGAUACAUGCGGCACUCACGCUGGUGCCUCCUGCAGCCAGGUCAGUUGGCAGGGGGAAAUGGCCACAGAGUUGCUUCCACCCCAGGCUCAGGAGUUCGUGACGUUUGGGGACGUGGCUGUGCUCUUCAGCCGGGACGAGUGGCUGUGCCUGGACUCUGCACAGAGAACCUUGUACCGGGAGGUGAUGCUGGAGAACUACCACAGCCUGGUGUCCCUGGGGAUUCUGUUUUCCAAACCAAAGGUUAUCUUCCAGUUACAGCAAGGGGAAGACCCCUGGAUGGCGGGAAAUGGACUUUCCUUCGGUGCAUGUCUAGGGUGGGAGAGCUUGUUUGAAACCACAUUUUCCAAAGAAGACUAUCAGGAAGUACUGAGUAAACUCAUAGGUGAUGGUACUUUUAACUUCAAGCUGGAGAAAACCUACAUAAAUGAGGACAAGCUGGAGAAGCAGCUAGGCAAAAAGAACAAACCUUUCAGGAAAGUCUCAAUUACCAUAAAAAAAUCCUACACAAAGGAGAGGAACUUCAUAAGUAUUGAACUUGAGAAAAAUCUUGGUCUAAUAUCAUCAGUUAUUAGGAAACCCAGAAUUGUUUCCAGAGGAAGGAAACCCCAUUCACAGCAGUAUUCAAUUCUAUUUAAACAACUGGGAGUCAGUACAAUGCGAAAAUGUUACAAAUGUAACAUAUGCGGAAAAAUCUUCCUCCACAGUUCUUCCCUGAGUAAACAUCAGAGAAUUCACACUGGAGAGAAGCUCUAUAAAUGUAAGGAAUGUAGGAAAGCCUUCAGCCAAAGCUCGUCCCUGACUCAGCACCUGAGAGUUCAUACUGGAGAGAAACCUUACAUAUGCAGUGACUGUGGAAAAGCGUUCAGUUUCACUACAUCUCUCAUUGGACAUCAGAGGAUGCAUACUGGAGAGAGACCCUAUAAAUGUAAUGAGUGUGGAAAAACAUUUAAAGGUAGCUCAUCUCUUAAUAAUCACCAGCGAAUUCACACAGGGGAAAAGCCCUAUAAGUGCAGUGAAUGCGGGAGAGCCUUUAGCCAGUGCUCAUCUCUUAUUCAGCAUCAUAGAAUUCAUACUGGAGAGAAACCAUAUGAAUGUAGUCAGUGUGGGAAAGCCUUUACUUCAAUAUCAAGGCUAAGUAGGCACCAUAGAAUUCAUACUGGAGAGAAACCCUUUAAUUGUAAUGAGUGUGGGAAAGUAUUCAGUUACCACUCAGCUCUCAUUAUACAUCAGAGAAUUCACACAGGUGAGAAACCUUAUGCAUGUAAAGAAUGUGGGAAAGCCUUCAGCCAAAGCUCGGCUCUCAUACAACAUCAAAGAAUUCAUACUGGAGAAAAACCCUACAAAUGUAAUGAGUGUGGAAAAGCUUUUUCCUGGAUUUCACGGCUUAAUAUACACAAUAGAAUCCAUACUGGAGAGAAACCAUAUAAUUGUAAAGAAUGUGGAAAAGCCUUCAGUUCCCACUCAGCAGUUAAUACUCAUCGAAAAAUUCACACUGGAGAGAAACCGUAUAAAUGUAAUGACUGUGAAAAGGCCUUCAACCAAAGCUCAGCUCUAAUUCAGCACCAGAGAAUUCAUACUGGGGAAAAACCAUUUAACUGUAAUGUGUGUGGGAAAGCCUUCAGACAAAGUUCAUCCCUUAUGACACACAUGAGAAUUCAUACAGGAGAAAAGCCUUAUAAAUGUAAAGAAUGUGGGAAAGCUUUUAGUCAGAGCUCUUCCCUUACUAAUCACCAGAGGACUCAUACUGGAGGAAAACUGUAAGUAAAAUGCAUGUGGAAAAUCUCAACUGAAGUUCAUUCCAUACUGAAUAUCAAAGAAUUCAUCCUGGGGAGAAAGUGAUAAAAAGUACUUAAUUAUGGGUUAAACUUCAGAAUAUAGAUAUGAUCAGAUAUCAGAGACUACAUGAUGCAGGAUAACCUUAGGAAUAUUAGGAAAGUGUCUAAAAAUGAUUUUUGUGUAUGUUCUUAAGUUAUUGACUAUAAAAUAGAGCAUUUGUAAAUUAAAGGGUCAGUAUUUUUUUUUCUUUCUGCUAAUGUGUGGUAACAGUCAGCAGGUUUCACAAGCAUCACUGGGAAGCAUGGUAACCUGUAAAAGUGCAGGCAUAAAAUCUAAAUUUCAGAUUAAUUUGGAAACCUGUUUUUUAAAAAUUAUAUUUAAGUGUAUGCAAGCCAGUUGUACUAAGAAGAAUGUUUUGGAGGGGAAAUGUAAGCAGGUGACCUCUAGCUACCUCAACUUUCACUAAACAUGCCUUUUUAUUUAAAAGCAACUUCUGUACUUGGUGGUUGUUAAAACUUUUGGGUUGUUUCUCCCCUGUUUUCUAAGCCAUCCACUUGAAAAGAAAAUUGUGCAGGUAUGUAGUCUUAUGAGUUUUCUUCCUGACUACUUGUUUCAAACUAUAAAUCAGAUAUAAAGUCACUUUAUUUUAGGUCACAAAGUACAUAGUAUUUUACUUGUUUUCUUGUAAAGUAAUUAUCUUUGCUGUAUUAAGUUGAAAAAGGUUCAGACAACUGCAGCUUUUGCAAGUUAAUCUACAACUCUUGGCCCACCAGGCUUUGCCUGUUUCCUGCACAGGAACAAUAUGGGACCUGGGUAUCCUCCCUGGUGCUAAAGUGAGCCAGGCACCUUUCUGUGCCAUUGUGUGGUGCUUGCUCCCUCCCUGCACUCCACAGGUCACUAGAAAAAAUCAGGCUCUAAGUUCUGAUGCUUUUUUCUACAAAAAUGGACUAGUACAUCCUUCAACAAGUAAGUCUACUUAAGCAUUUCUGAAAUGUAAUUUAAGUUAAAAACAGUUAUCUCACAAGUCAGACUAAAAUUAUUGACCUUUACAGAAGCCAACAUCAUCUAGUUAUGCCUAAUUUAUCAGGAGUAGGAAGCACUUAAGGACUGAAGUACCCAUUUUGUUUUUUUAAAAACUCAGAAGAGGUGCUAUUGGGGGUGGAGUGUAAGCAAAGCAAAAAUAAUUGAAUUCAUUUUCUGCCUCCUGGGAUCAUUUAAUCUUAGUGUUUUAGGAUUGUAAGGAACAAACUUUCCUGGGUUAUUAAUGCUUUGUCUGCAAGGCCCUUCUUCCCACCACCAUUCUUUCUACAAAAAUAUAGCUUCUCUGCCUUAGUAAUGCAAUAACAAAAUGCCACAGACUGGGUGGCUUAUAAACAUUCCUCACUAUUGAAGGCUGUCACUGUUGAAGUCCAAGAUCAAGGUACCAGCAUGGUUGUGUUCUGGUUUAGGCCCUCUACCAUCUCUAUAGCCAGUGCUGGCCGUGUUCUUACAUGAUGAAGGAGACAGGUGGGGCCUUUUAAAAGGACACUAACUGCAUUCAUGGGGGCUCCACCUCAUGGUAAUCACCUUACAAAGGCUCUGUUUUCUAAUGCCAUUGCUUUUGGGGUUAGGAUUUCAACAUACAAGUUUUGAAGGGAUACAAACUUUCAAAAAAAGAUUUUUUAGACAUAGAGGAAGAGAGGGAGAGAAACAUAGAUGUGUGCAGUUGGUUGCCUCUUGUAUACAUCCUCAGCCAGGGACUGGGCCUGCAACCAAGACAUGUGCCUUGACCAGGAAUCAAACUGACCUUUCGUUUUGCAGGAUCAUGCUCAAUUAAGUCACACUGGUCACAAACUUUUAGACUUCAGCAUUCCUCAAGUAUUAAUAGUCCCCAAAUCAGCAAGCAAAGAAAAACCUACCAUACACACACACACACACACACACACACACAACACCCAACUGGUGUGUUGUGUGUGUGUGUGUAUAUGCAUUUGCAUUUAUAUUUAUAUUUAUAUUUAUAUAAAAUACUAGGUCUGGUUAUUUUUAGGGUGAGGUGUAUCGAACUUGCAACAAUAUAGUUUAAAUCUUAUGCAAAGUCUUCCGGAGGAGAAAGUAUAUUAGCACAAUAACUUUGUAUACACCUAAAUGAGACAGGAAAGCACAAGAAAGGAAAAUUAAGGCCAAUAUCCAUGAACAGAAAGUAAAAGUCACAAACAAAGCUAGCAAGUACCUAAGCGCAGUUUAAUAUAUAAUGAUAAAUGUAGGUAUUUUUCAUGGGAAUGCAUGGUUUCUUUAGCAUUUGUAAACCUGCAGUUGCUAAAGCACUGCCUUAAUAGGUUAAAGGAGAGAAAUCUGUUCAUCAAAUGCAGAAAAAGCAGCCAAAAUUCAGCAUCCACCCAUGUUAAAACUUAAUCAGUCCUGGCCACCACAGGAGCAGUGGAAGCUGUGUGCUCAUACCUGAAGCCCCAGAGGUGGUGCAUGCCCGGACCUGUGGCCUGGUGGCUGCCAGUCUGGCCCCAGCAGUGGAGGCUGAGUGCCUACCUGCACAGCCCCUGGGGUGGAGCACUCCUGACCCCUCCACCCAGAGGCACCGUGCACCCGACCCCACGACCCUGGCUGAAGCAGCAGAGGAGGCAUGC
This is a messenger RNA of Artibeus jamaicensis (Jamaican fruit-eating bat), 4739 nucleotides long. It is a transcript of the gene ZNF879, whose product is annotated as zinc finger protein 879. The transcript has 5 exons. The coding region runs from base 403 to 2106 and encodes 567 amino acids. Lineage: Eukaryota; Metazoa; Chordata; Mammalia; Chiroptera; Phyllostomidae. Gene Ontology annotation, molecular function: DNA-binding transcription repressor activity, RNA polymerase II-specific. The record is from RefSeq and is a predicted model, not a curated record. Gene Ontology annotation, biological process: negative regulation of transcription by RNA polymerase II.